UUUAUUAAAUUGGAUGUGCAAUCAAUUAAUGUACAACGAUACCAUUUUCGCGCUUUCACAGUUAACGGGCCGGUUAGUAGGGCUGUUUUAUUUAGGAGACUGUAAAUUAAAGUCGUGUUGUUUCGACUAUUCAUCCGUAACGUUGUGUCUACACGGCGUGUGUGUAUUGCGUUACGUCGCUCCUUGUGACGCUACACUCCACUACAAGAUUGGGCAUAUUAUGUAGUACUCGUCGAGCUCGUUAAUCUUCAGAGUAUAUUUACCAAUUAAACAUUAGCAAAGUGGACAUUAGCAAGUGGGUAGGUUACGUUUUUAUUUAUAAGAAAUAAUAAGUUACUGAGUAGGUAGAUACCUAAUUUAUGUUGACAAGCCUCCGUUAUCGUAGCAAGUUUAUAAAUCUAUACUAUUAUUAAACAACAUUUGAUUGAGGAAACACAAGUCGGAGUUAAGUGGCAUGUAAGGUAUUUGGUUUAGCUUGCUUUAUUCAAGUUUCUUUUUUUUUUUCAAAUAUUGAAUGCAAAUUAUAAAAAAAUAACAAAUUGAUGUAUUCAGUUAUAAAAAAACUUUACAUCACCAAUUAUCUGGCACACUCGUAGCACGCGGAGAAAGUAAACAAACUGAACAUUCAGCAGCCGCCCGCCUCCCGCUGUGUCCUCAUGCGCGCCCGUAAUUACUCUAACUAGUCCUAUUCACCGGGAAAACGUCGCCUUGUAAUUACGGCCAACACGCGCAUCACACCCGACACUAGGAGGACGCCAUCGCACUUAGUAUCACGAUGAACGCUAGCCAACUGCUCGAGCACUUCGACGAGACUCAUUGGUUACAUUAUAUCCAGACUGUGGAGCAGAGCGACACAUUCCACGUCGUGUACGCUGUAUCGAUGACCGUGAUCUUCUGCGCGGGCAUGGUCGGCAAUAUGCUGACGUGUUGGGUGAUCUACCGCGACCGCAGCAUGCACACCGUCACCAACUACUACCUGUUCAACCUCGCAGUGUCUGACCUAGUCGUCUUGUUGGCCAUGUUAGUAGAGUUGACGUUCUAUUUCGGCGUUUUCCCUUAUCCUGACCCCUGGGGAGAUGUGAUGUGUAAAGUGCACGGAUUCGUGGUAGUCGCGCUGUGGAAUAAUGGGAUCUUGAUAAUGACUGCGGUGGCGGUGGAGCGGUACGCUGCGAUCGUGCACCCGCUGGCGGUGCAGGGGCGGUGCGUGAAGCGACGCGUGGCGCGUGUGAUGGCGGCGGUGUGGAGCGUUGCGGUGCUGGAGACGCUCCCCGACGUGUUCACCAUGAAGCUGCUGCGCACGCGGCGCGCGCUGGUGUGCUCUGUCACGCUGUCGCAGUACUCGCGCGUCGUCAACGCCGUGGCGGCCGUCGUCACCUUCCUGCUGCCGCUCGCCGUCAUGAUGUACGUCUACAUCGCCAUCGCUGUCACCGUCCACGCCCGCCAGAAGGACUCUUACGGGAAUAACACGUUCAAUAAUAAUAGAAAUAAUAGCAAGAAAGUUAAUAAGCUUAUUUUUGUGCUGACACUGUCGUUCCUCGUGUGCUGGCUGCCGUACUUCUCGCUGCGACUGCUGGUGGCCUUCGGCGGCCCGCCGCUGCUGCUCGUCUGGGCCCAGUACUGGGAGCUGUACUACGAGGUGGUCACUGUGAGCGCGUGGUUCAGCUCCGUGCUCAACCCGCUCAUCUUCAGCCUCAUGUCCACCAAAUUCCAGAGGGCGCUCAAGACUCUGUGGUACGCUACGCUACUAAGGCGGAAUAAAGACCAUGUUCCUGUAUUAGUUUAGUUCGUGGACGGACAAGAACAGACAAGUGUGAAUCUAUACCGGUAUAGGUAUAAUAAUUAUGUUACCCUCAGCGCGGGCACUCGCGUCAACGAUCACUCUUCUGGUGCCUCGCUGCUACAAGUUAAUGAUAGUGUGUUAACUACGAGCGUUGUCCCUGUUACUUCC
This is a messenger RNA of Plodia interpunctella (Indianmeal moth), 1948 nucleotides long. Its product is annotated as neuromedin-U receptor 2-like. The coding region runs from base 776 to 1783 and encodes 335 amino acids. Gene Ontology annotation, biological process: G protein-coupled receptor signaling pathway. The transcript is spliced from 4 exons. The record is from RefSeq and is a predicted model, not a curated record. Gene Ontology annotation, cellular component: plasma membrane. Lineage: Eukaryota; Metazoa; Arthropoda; Insecta; Lepidoptera; Pyralidae. Gene Ontology annotation, molecular function: G protein-coupled receptor activity.